Nematocida major is the source of this 381-nucleotide messenger RNA. RefSeq names its product small subunit ribosomal protein S15Ae. Lineage: Eukaryota; Fungi; Microsporidia. Gene Ontology annotation, biological process: translation. Gene Ontology annotation, molecular function: structural constituent of ribosome. Gene Ontology annotation, cellular component: cytosolic small ribosomal subunit; ribosome. The transcript has a single exon. The coding region runs from base 1 to 381 and encodes 126 amino acids. The record is from RefSeq and is a predicted model, not a curated record.
AUGGACCAACUAACAGCAGCACUGAAGACAAUAAACAACGCCACAAUAAGCGGAAGAUCCGAGGUACUUGUUAGAUCGCCAAACAAGAUUGUGAAGAGUUUUUUAGAGUUUAUGCAGAGCAAGGGAUACAUUGGUACCAUUGAGUAUGUAGACAACCACAGAAAAGGGAAGGCCAUUAUUGCGCUCAACGGAAGGCUGAACAAGUGUGGGGCAAUUUGCCCACGGUUUGACGUCCCAUUCCGCGACUUAGAGAGAUGGAGAAAGCUACUCCCUGCAAGACAGUUUGGGCACGUCGUUAUGACUACCUCAAAGGGGAUACUGGACCACAAAGAAUGUGUUGAACAGCACACAGGAGGAAAGAUACUUGGGUUCUUCUACUAA